AAUACGACCUUUGUUUUCCCUGUUUCCAGUUGUGGUUUGCACAACCAAAAACAACACAGUUUUUUGGCAUUUUGGAGGCAGAAUGACGGGUUUAAUCAGCGCAGGUCGACAGGUUAAAGAGUAAUGGCGACGGUUUGUUUUCAACGCCAGUCAGGUUGCUAUGGCUCGAAGAACCCUUAUGUAGCUCAGUUGCCCGGAUGUCGGCCCUGCCCCAUAUACUAUGCUAUUCUACAAUACACUAUACUAUACUAUACUAUGCUAUACUACAAUUUACUAUACUAUGCUAUUCUACAAUACAUUAUAGUAUAAUGAUUAUACUAUGCUAUUUUACAAUAUACUAUGCUAUGCUAUUUUACAAUAUACUAUACUAUGCUAUACUAUACCAAUGUCAGGGCUCACUCAAAUGUUACUACUAAACUGUGUAAGUUACCCUACUUUGAUUUUAAUCGUAUUCAAUAAUUAUAGUCCUGAAAUAUAUAAAUUAAUACAAUAAAAUACAAAUAAAUAAUUUAUAAUAUAAAUGUUUCUUAGAUAAACUGUUAAAAAAAUAAAUUGCAAAUGAAAAUACAGGUUUGCCACUUUAGUCAGCCCUAUGGUUAAGAAACACUGCACUUUACUUUAGUAUGCUAUACUACAAUAUACUAUGCUAUAAUAUACUAUGCUAUGCUACAACAUACACUACACUACUACUGCCAUAUUAAACUAUACACAAACGCAAGCAUGUACCGAACAUGGAACCCCACACAGAUUUCUGACAGGAUCAUAAUGUGGCUUCAACAUUUGUAUUUGCAAUCACGUCUAGUCCACCUUCUGGUGACCAUGAAGACAAGGCGGGAGGAGGAAGAGUACAUCAACAAUCACAUCUAGUCCACCUUCUGGUGACCAUGAAGACAAGGCGGGAGGAGGAAGAGUACAUCAACAAUCACAUCUAGUCCACCUGCUGGUGACCAUGAAGACAAGGCGGGAGGAGGAAGAGUACAUCAACAAUCACAUCUAGUCCACCUGCUGGUGACCAUGAAGACAAGGCGGGAGGAGGAAGAGUACAUCAACAAUCACAUCUAGUCCACCUGCUGGUGACCAUGAAGACAAGGCGGGAGGAGGAAGAGGACGCCUUGUGCUGCUGCGAGUACAUCAACAGACGAGGCGAGCGCAGCCAUGUGGCCGCCUGCUGCUGCGACUGUGAGGACCUGGACGACAUGUGUGACCGCUUUUUGAAAAGGGAGCCUCAGAAUCCAGAAUCUCUGUCCCAGGUGGCCGCCGUCAUUUGCGACCGUCUCCGUCUUCCCUGGCUGUCGGGCGGCGCCCGAAAAGUGGACCUGUCCGUCAUCCCUCCCCUGCUCAUCCUGCCGGCACUGCUGCACUUGGCCGCCGUCAACGUCCUUCUGGGCGCGCUGGUUCUGUGGGUUGUGCCCGUCCUGGUGCUGUGGUACUACUACUUCACCCAGCGCAAGAAGGGACGGACGCUGUUCUUCCUCAGCCUGGCUCUUUUCUCCUUGGCCUACAUGUACUACAUGUUCAUCACUGAGGUGCUGCCCCGCGGGGAUGUGGGCCCCUCCCAGGUUGCCCUGGUAACAGGGGGUGUCACGCUCACCCUGCUUGGCCUGGUCCGCACCAAGAGAGACCCGGGCGUCGUGCUCCCACAGCCUCCUCUCAGUGGCGGGAGGCCGGACGUCAAAGUAGGCGACCGGCUGGGACGCUCGCUGGAGGCGGAGCUUAGCCGGUGUCCGCUAUGUGGGGUGGCGCGGCCCCUGAGGGCGGGACAUUGUCGCAUCUGUGGCGUGUGCGUGCUGCGUCACGACCACCACUGUGUCUGGAUCAAUCACUGCGUGGGCCAGGACAACCACGCCAGCUUCCUGCUGACCCUACUCAUCUUCCUGUUGACCUCGCUGUACGGCAUCAGCCUGGUGCUGCGGAGCGUGUGUCCCGCUCAGAACCUCCUCCUCGCCCUGCUGUACUGCCCUGGCGUCUACCAGCAAUACAGCGCCGCCUUGUGCUUCACGUGCGCCUGGUACUGCAGCGUGGUGACCGGCGGCCUGCUGCACCUGCUCCUGAUGCAGCUGCUCAACAUCAGCUACAACGUGACCCAGCGUGAGGCGAGGGCCGCCCUCAGGAACGGGUCCGGCCGCAGGGCCUUGUGGGGCCUCGUCGUGGACACCGGCGUCUACUCGCGUGGUUUCCCAGGCAACUGGGUGGAAUUCGUCAGCAUGGCGAGCCCAAGGACUCCCCGCUCCUCCGGCCGGACCGACGUGGUUUCCAUCCAGGAAGUCUGCACGCCAUCCAGUGACGCCUGAAUGACAUUUGGCACAAAAUGACGCCGCCUCGCACCUGCUGCACGUCUGCACACCAUCCCAUUCAGUAUAUUCAACAUAAUAAUGGUUGCAAGCUGAAAAAUGCGGCAGCCAUUUUGAUUUUAAAAACCAAUAGAUUUGUUCAACCUUUCAAGCUACCCUCAAGUUUGGUCCCUGCAACCCAAAGGUUCAAAAUAAGUCAUAUAUUAUCAUUUUGUAUUCAACAAUUAAAUCUCCAGAUUACCAUAGUUAUUUUUUUAGGGUUAGGUGUUUUACUUGACAUGUAUCAUUGAUAACAUGACAUGGAUCAAAUCUUUAACGUUGUAUAGAUGAUCAUUUCUCUAUUAUUGAAAGUGUAUUAUUAAAUGAUGUGUGGUGACUUUUACAUCAGGCGAGGUACAGAUACCUUUUGUUAUUGGAAAGAGAAAGAGAGAGGUGAGGUGGUUAGAGAGUAAAAGACAUGAAAUAUACUCAAAUCACGUAUUAGUGUGGAAGAAGAGCCGCACAGUAGAGCGUGCUUCUCAUGCGUAGGAUCCAUCCCUGCGCACCCCACCUCCUUCAAAAAGAUUCUUGCAAAACAUCAGAUCUCAACACUAAGUGGAAAAAGGUAAGUUGGAACCCACGCGGUAGGACUACUUGGAAUGGGUUAGGGUUAGGGUUAGGGC
Molecule: messenger RNA, 2953 nt
Organism: Nerophis lumbriciformis (worm pipefish)
Lineage: Eukaryota; Metazoa; Chordata; Actinopteri; Syngnathiformes; Syngnathidae
Product: palmitoyltransferase ZDHHC23-B-like
Biological process (GO): peptidyl-L-cysteine S-palmitoylation; protein targeting to membrane
Cellular component (GO): Golgi apparatus; endoplasmic reticulum
Molecular function (GO): protein-cysteine S-palmitoyltransferase activity
Source: RefSeq, a predicted model, not a curated record